AAUCGUCGUGUAGUGCUAAUUCAAAGAAAUUCAUCAAGUGUGAUUAAAUUAUUUUCGUCUCUAAACAAAAUUCUCCCUUAGAAUUUAAUUUUUAGAUAUAAUUAUCAAUUAGUGAAAUAAAGAACAUGUCCGAAGAUUAUCAAUAUGCAUGUCAAAGAGCCGAAUUACUAGGAUUACCAACCCCAUCUCAAGAAGAAUGGGCCAAUAGUGAAGAGGCUCAAAAAAGAAAUAACGAACAAGAAGAAAAUUCAGAUAUUGCAAAAGCACAUGAAUUGGAUGAAACGGAUGAGAGUACGAAACGAGUAGGCGGUGGAUUAGAUGAAUUAAAUAGUAUUCUUUCAGCCACACAGAAAAAAAUCAACAGGUUCAAGACAGUGUGUGGAAGUUUGGGGACACUAUUAAAAGUUCGCUCAAAAUCACAACCAGGCACACCUGAGCACAAAACUCGUAAAUCCAACAAAGAAACAAGCAAUUCAGAGGAAAGGGAAGGAGACGAUGAAAAGAAUCACAAAACUAAAACAACGGCUCAAAAUCCUGAAGAUGAUCCAACUUUAGGGGAGGGUGGAAGAAUAAGUUCAAUGUCACAGAAAAAAAUUGAUAUCAAUCAGAAAAUUGGAUCACACAUUGAUAAAUUAGAUUCCCUCAUCAAUAAAGCGGAAAAUGCCCAAUUUUGUAUGCAACAUCAGACGAAACAAAUGAAAAAAAUUCUGAAAUAAAUAGCAGUUUCAUUGACAAGUAAGAAUGCGAAUACAAUUUUUUUUACAUUUCUACACUGAGAGACAUUUGGAACUGUAGCGGAACAACGUAUGUGACUAUGAUUCUGGUGCGCUGUGAUACAAUUUUGGGAGCGUGACUGUCCAAAAUGUUGGUAAGCAGCUCACCGAAGUAGUGGGGAUGCCGCCUUUGGUUUGCAGCUAAACAACUUUUGGACUGUCACGCACCCAAAAUUGUACCGCAGCAACCCAAAAGUAAAGUUCUGUAGCCUUCCACCAAAAUGGUCAGUGUAUACUAUUUGUUCUUCUAAAAUUAUUUUACUUAAUUAGCAGAAGAAAAUCGAUGCCACAUUAUCUGCAUUAAUUCAAUAAUUUUUUUUUUAUUUUCAUGAAAUUUGGAAAAUUCAAUUUAACAAAUUUUUUUUUGCUUAACAAGCAAAAACAGUUUUAUUUCAAACAACUAUACAAAUUAGCGAAAUUUUUAUAAGUGUAUCAGUUAAGACUUUCGCUAUUCUAGAGAAACUUAUCGCUGAUUCAGGUAAAAUAUUGUUACAGUGAAAUAUUUUCAACCUUUCGCUUCAACCUUUUAUAAAAAAUUAAAAAUACUGUAGUUAACCAGAUGCAAAAAUUUAAAAAACAGUAUUAUAACAGAAGAUUAUUAAGAUUUCUCUUACUGUUUGCUAUAUUGAAUGACAAUUAUGACAAGUUUCCUAAAUCGUUUCGCGUGAUUAUUUAAAUUCGCUAUAUAAUAUGUGUGUAAUGUUAUAAAAAUA
Leptopilina heterotoma is the source of this 1486-nucleotide messenger RNA. RefSeq lists its product as uncharacterized. Bases 126 to 716 code for a protein of 196 amino acids. The transcript has 3 exons. The record is from RefSeq and is a predicted model, not a curated record. Lineage: Eukaryota; Metazoa; Arthropoda; Insecta; Hymenoptera; Figitidae.